AUGGCUCCAAACGACUUCAACCUUUACACUACGAAGCGGGCCGCGCGAAAAGAAGCAUGGCAUGGUCCAGGGACAGAAUGGAACCCUUUUUCGAAAACCACAAGACGCAGUAGUACAUUUCCAGCUCAACUUCCCGAUGAGGAAGCUUUAACAGGUUACGAGGACGUGGGCUUAAGAAACGUCAAAACUGAAGAUGGACCACGAUCAUCAGCGAGCCAAGCGCCGUUUUUUACUCAGCAAGGUGGAGGUGCUGUGGAGAUGCAGCAGUUGGACAAGACACCUACGAAUAAUGAUGGACGACCUAGCGAUCCAAGUACAGAAGAAACAAUUGUUGGAAGGCGAUCAUCGCGACAACCUAGUGUGGAAGAGAAGGCUCGACGAAGAUUCCUCAGCAGAUGGACCAAGAAGGACAGGGAGCAGGUAGAUGGCGAAGAGAAGAAGAAGGGAGGAAUUUUCAAAGGAAAGGAUUUGAAGCAUGAGCCUUUCACCGUCAGGAAUCAAUUACAAAACACCAUUUUCAAUUCGUGGAUCAACAUUUUACUCCUAGCCGCACCGGUCGGUAUCGCGCUCAACUACGCCAAGGUCAAUGGAAUUAUAAUUUUCGUGGUCAACUUCAUUGCUAUCAUCCCAUUGGCAGCUAUGUUGAGUUUUGCCACCGAGGAAAUCUCUCUCCAUGUAGGUGAAAGUUUAGGAGGCUUGCUAAAUGCUUCUUUCGGAAAUGCCGUCGAAAUGAUCGUCGCAAUCAUUGCGCUAGCGAAAGGAGAAGUCCUCAUUGUCCAAACCUCUUUGGUUGGCAGUAUCUUAUCCAAUUUAUUACUCGUCAUGGGAAUGUGCUUCUUCUUUGGAGGACUUAGAAGAGAAGAACAAUUCUUUAAUCAAACAGUUGCGCAAACGGCUGCAAGUUUAUUGGCCCUCGCUAUAGCCAGUGUUAUUGUCCCUACUGCCUUCGAUUUAUGGAGCACAACAACCGAUGCUCCAAUCGCGGCCAUCUCUCGUGGUACCUCGGUCAUUCUUCUUGUGGUAUAUAUCGGCUAUCUUUACUUCCAGUUGCAUACACAUGCUACAAUCUUCAAUGAGGAGAGUCAAAAGGUACCAAUGAAGCCACGCAAGAAUGCUUUACCUCAAGGCGCAAUCGCAAAGAGUUUGGCCAAGGCUGGUGGAAUUGGGGCGGGGCCUGGAAGAGCAAACAUCACGGAGCGACCACCUAACGACGAACUCAUUAACCCAAACGCACAUGAAGAGGAAGAGGAGGAGGAAGAGGGACCACAAUUACAUAUCUUGGUCGCCUGGGCUACACUUGCAGGUUGCACUGCUAUCAUCGGACUUUGCGCAGAAUUCAUGGUUGACAGUAUUGGCGCAAUUACUGCUAAUGGUGCAGUUUCGGAAGAAUUUGUUGGUCUUAUUCUCCUUCCUAUCGUUGGAAAUGCUGCAGAGCAUGCCACUGCAGUAACGGUUGCUUGCAAAGAUAAGAUGGACCUUGCAAUUGGUGUCGCAGUUGGUUCUAGUAUGCAAGUCGCCUUGUUCCUUAUCCCCUUACUGGUCGUCAUCGGAUGGAUAAUGGGCAACGAUGCAAUGAACUUGAGUUUCGAUGGUUUCCAAGUUGCUGUCCUUUUUGUGGCUAUCUUACUGGUCAAUUAUUUGAUUGGUGAUGGUAAGAGUCAUUGGUUGGAAGGAAUGCUUUUACAAUGCCUGUACAUAAUCAUUGCGGUAUGUGCUUGGUACUACCCAGCAACGGGUGUUGCCUAA
Sclerotinia sclerotiorum 1980 UF-70 is the source of this 1746-nucleotide messenger RNA. RefSeq lists its product as hypothetical. Gene Ontology annotation, cellular component: fungal-type vacuole membrane. The coding region runs from base 1 to 1746 and encodes 581 amino acids. Gene Ontology annotation, molecular function: calcium:proton antiporter activity. Gene Ontology annotation, biological process: intracellular calcium ion homeostasis; calcium ion transmembrane transport. The record is from RefSeq and is a predicted model, not a curated record. The transcript is spliced from 4 exons. Lineage: Eukaryota; Fungi; Ascomycota; Leotiomycetes; Helotiales; Sclerotiniaceae.